Amphibalanus amphitrite is the source of this 1044-nucleotide messenger RNA. RefSeq names its product sulfated surface glycoprotein 185-like. The record is from RefSeq and is a predicted model, not a curated record. Lineage: Eukaryota; Metazoa; Arthropoda; Thecostraca; Balanomorpha; Balanidae. The transcript is spliced from 3 exons. Bases 1 to 606 code for a protein of 201 amino acids.
AUGGUGCCGGUAGCGCUCGACGGUCAGAAGGUCGAGAUGGAGCUGGACACCGGGGCGACUCUGUCGGUCUGCUCUGACGCCGGGUUUCGGCAGCUCUGGCCCUGUGGAGGGCCGAAGCUGGAACCGUGUUCGGUGAAGCUGAAGACCUACAGCGUGACUGCGGAGACCCGUGUGCAGCCCAUCCUGGACGAGUUCGCUGACGUCUUCAAGGAGGAGCUGGGCUGCUAUCGAGGCGGGGAAGUCGGCAUCGACGUAGACCCGGACGUCCAGCCUCGUUUCUUCAAGCCUCGCACCGUACCGCUGGCCUUCAGAGUGACACCGAUACCUGCUCCUGAUCCGGUCACGGAGAGCGCCGCUGCAUCUGCACGGCAUGCUCCCGUUCCCGGACAACUGGCCUCCACUCCCGACCGGCUGCCGGCUCCUGAUCGAGCGCCUGCUCCUGGCCGGCCGCCUGUUCCGGCGCCGCCAGGGCUGACCGGAGCGGUGCCCGCGCCGGGUGUGACCACCGCCCCGCCGUCCGCACCCUCUCCCAGCGCGCCGCGGUACCGGCUGAGAGACCGGUCCACCCUGCGGCCCCCAGACCGAUACGUGGCGAGCUAUGAGUAGGCGUUUUGUUUCAGUUGUUAUUUGUUCUGUGAGGUGCGUAUUUAUUUGCUUGUCCAUGCUGUGCAAGUAUUCGGGGUGGAGGAGUGUCAUGGAGCUGAGCUGGCGGCCGCCGCGCCGGUGCACGCGUACUUGCGCUCGUGACAUGCGCUCAUGACACUGGUAUGUGAACCGUGGUGGCGCUGCCUCUGUGACCCGGGGGCUACCUGGCCGGCUCGAAUACAGUUUGGACCGAGACACCGUCUGUGAUAAUAUGCAUUCAUCCAAUUUUCCAGCUUCCACAUUAAACAAGAAACUGUGCGAGCAGAUAUGGCGAAAAAAAUAGAUGUCCGGAUAAUUUCGUUACACCCUGUAUGUUCUAGUGCAAACUAAUGCUAUGAUGCUAGGGGAGCGGCUGCAGGCUGGCGUAGCGCGUGCGGCCUUACGGUGGUUGGGUGAACG